Molecule: messenger RNA, 3482 nt
Organism: Seminavis robusta
Lineage: Eukaryota; Bacillariophyta; Bacillariophyceae; Naviculales; Naviculaceae
Source: the annotation of a GenBank genome assembly
CAGGGCCAAGACGCUUAGCCGUUGCUUUGCGAAUUCAACGGAAGAGUUGCGCACCUCGCUGCACUCACCCGGAAUCAAAUCAACUUGUUCCGAAGGGGGGAGGAACGCAACAACAGCAACAACAAACAACAACAAAGAGGGUACCAAUACUUGCUGGCUAGCUAGUGGCCCUGCUGUGGAUAAGACAGAAAUCUCGAAACAAAGGUCGCGUUUUCGUUCGUCGUCGUUCAUUGUGGGCUGAUAUCUACCGGUACCGUAAAGGUGAUCCCGCCUAUGACACACACGAUCACACAAGAGGAUCAAGGUGUGCUCUGUGGAAGCUACUACAGUAAUCAUCAAGCCAGCUGCAGUAUUGGAGAAUGCGGCGCUUUCGAUGUUGCAAUCGUUCCGGAAUCGAUGAAGUCAUCGGUUUCCAAGCUCUAGAAGAGGGAAGCACCAGUAACACGUCCAUCUAUACGCCGCCUAAUCGGGCCUAUGGUGUUCGUGGGGCGGGGCGAGGAGGACCAGAAGAACAAGGACGAGGCAAUAUCAAUGAAACCAACAAUAACAGAAAGUCGAGGAGCUUACGAAGAUUUUUCAUUCCCGCAGCAGCAUCUAUAACGGGACGCAAGAACUUCACCAACGGCGACCAGCAUUCGCCCACCGCCAGGAAAGAAGCUUCACUAAUCUCCGUAAGUCAAGCUUCAUCCGAGAACACUAGUAGUAGGCAUACACCGCAGUCGAUGGCCCUCAUGCUCAGUUGCUCCACGGACAUUGAUGUUGGGAGCGGCAAUGGGGAAAGCAACGACGGCACCAACGAUUACACGGAUCCAGCACCCUCUGACGAAUACAUGCACAUCAAAGGACCCAUUGAUACGGACACUUGCCAGAUAUUUCGGGACAAUCUACUAGACAAUGUGAAGAACACUAACCCUGGCCCCGGCAACAACCUUCUGCUCGCACAACGCAGCAACAGCCAAAGCACUAGCAUCGUCACAAACGAGAGCAGAAGCACUGUCGAAGUGGAUGACCCUUCCAUUACCGAUAUCCUCGAAGCAUUGAGUGAUUACGAUUCGUCCACGCAUCAUCGUGUCCGCCGAAAAAGCGUCGAAGAGACCAGACAAAGCCUUCAAGCUUUGACCAGGCCAUCUUACGACAGUGGAAGUGACGAAGAAGACUCCAUUCUAGCUACUCAUAGGAACGGAAACAAGAGACUUAGUCAACCAGCAUUCCAGGUACCGCUGGCGUUUUGGCCAAAGAGAAACCGCACCCCCACGAAACCCACCAAUGAAUCAGACGAGCCUCUCUUGGGGGACAAGGAUCGCGAAGCAGAUCAAAAUACAGUCUCAACAAAGGACCACACACUGACGGAAGGAGAGGAGUCUACUGUGUGUGUUGUUGAAUGGGAAUCUUCUGAUUCAUCUCAGAAGUCUGAUGGCAAUCACAAGCAGAUCCAUCACGGCAAUCUCAUCGAAUGGGUGAACGCACCAAAAUCAGCGGGAGGAAAGGGCGACACUCGAGGUGCACUCGAAACGAUUGAGCCCAGCAACAUGCUAAUAUCUACAGAUUCUCCAAUACUUCCGGAGGACCCAACCUCUUUGGAAAGGGUUGAGUCGUCUAGUUUCUACACACCAGUUUCAACCAACGUGGUAUCCUCCGGUGGAAACAGUGCAGACAGCUCCCGUGGAGCCAGCGUUGAUUACGACGAAGCCGGCGAGAAAAGGGGAGUACCGGCAGACGAUGAUAUAGCAUCGACAAAUUCAACCCGCAUGUCCUACAGUCGAAGCAUGACAAUAGACAAUGAAGACGAACUUUGCUUGCAGCCUCAACCAACAGAUUUCUCCUGGCUCUCAUCUUCCAACAACAGAAUAGAUGUAGUUCCAUCUCCAGAAUUUGUGAUAGACCAAAAAGGAUCCCUUGUUGGCGUGGAAAUCAGCAGCAGAAGUUGUGAAAGAGCUGACAGAGACGGCUCGAGAGAACCGGUCAUAGAACAAGUGGAACAUGACCCCUGGCGCCAACAGACAGUUGUACAAAAAAAUUACGGCUUAGAGACCCCCCAAGCCAUAAUCCGGGACGACCUGGCCGUUGCGGCCCCUUCAUUACCUCUUCCACCUCCAACCAAUCAUACACCAGAUCGCCAAGCACGAGAUCGCCAAGCACUCGGAAAUCAGCUUUUGGAUCCUUCUACCUCCGAUAUCUCAAAACUAAGGUCAUCUUGGAAAACAGAUCCAAUUGCAAUCAUUCCUCUUCCAUUCUUUUCAAGCAGCCAACCAAAAGACUCUGAGGCGAUUCAAACGUCAUCUUCAAGAGAUAGUAAAGAAAUGGCCCUUCCUCCAAAUGAUGACAAUGCCUUCACGUCCCCACCACGGAUGAAGUCUACUGCAGCUGGCAACGACAGUGCUCUCUUUUGGGAUGACAGCGAGGAAGGAACUAAGUCCGAACGCUUUCAAGUGCAUCAUACUAAUGAGCUCGUGGCGUGGCCCGACAGUGGCAAGUCUCCAUCAUUGCAAAGCGAAUUUUACCCGCCUGUCGUUGGGAAACACUCUAGCACAAAACUUGAACGCAAACUCCACAAUGAAAAGGAAGUUACCAGUACAAAUGAUUAUCCAAGCUCCGGUGUAGUUUCCGUGUCGCCACCCUUGAUAAACUACAGCAAAGAUUCCAGUGGCAACGCAAGGGAACCAAGCACAGGAGGAGCACUACAAAGCAAGAAUGGUUCUUCGAAGUUUGCGCUCUUUGACCGACAACAGGAUGCACUGCAUCUACACAAGCCCCUCCCUGUUCGAGCAACGUAUCAUCCUGUUUCCUUACCGGUCGUGAUGGAUGGCCCUCAAGGACCGGCAUCUCUAAACUACAGUUACAGUGUGAAGGCUGCGACUACGACUACAACGUCGAGCGCCAGCAGUCUCGUGUCGCAUUGCUCUUCUUCAUCCUCCGUUCAUGACAAGUUCCGACAAGAGGACCAAUUGCUCAUGGGGCAGAAGUCAGGGCAGGCUUCGGAGGAGACGGCGUUUGAAAUGCGGCAAACCAAGCAAGACUCAUUUGACAUUGACCACCAUAUUCCCGCGGCGCACUCGCUGCGUACCGCUUCGUCUGCUGCUGAAGCUAGUCUCGCGUGGCGAGAACCAGAUGAUGAUAUAGAAUGCGCGGGCAUCCAUCAAGGGCGAGCAAGCUUUGGGGUAUGCUCUUCCGAAAGCGUUACAAGUUCAAGUAUCGCUGGUUCGGACAAGCGUCGAUCGGUUCAGUCCUAUUGGGAGCAACGGAUUGCCAAUGCAAGCCCAAUUCUUCCGCCACACGAAGAAGGGAAUGUUUCUCGAUCCGAGAGGAAACCCACGUCGGUAACUCCGCCGGCAAGGAAGGGGGCGAAUGUCAUGUUGAAAAUCCAAGCUCUCGAACGCCAGUUCUACGGGGACAGGUAAUCUCCAGCAAUGCAGAGCUAUUAAUUAAUUACUGAGCCACUAAUAGAUCCUUAUAUAUAUAUAGCAACAACUGGUGCCAAUGCC